CACACAGAAAAAUGCUAGCGGUUUCCUUUUUUAUCUAUAUAAAUGGUUUCUUUCUUUCUUCAUUUUGAACACAAAAGAAGAAUAACCAUGGGUGAAGCCGCUAAGGAUCAAACUGAAGAAGUGAUUCAAGCUUGGUACUUGGAUAAUAAGGAAGAGGAUCAGAAACUUCCUCACCACAAGGAUCCUAAGGAAUUUGUAUCUUUGGACAAACUUGCAGAGCUUGGAGUACUUUGCUGGAGACUUGAUGCUGAUAACUAUGAAACCGAUGAGGAAUUGAAAAGGAUCCGCGAAUCUCGUGGUUACUCCUACAUGGACUUAUGUGAGGUGUGUCCAGAGAAGCUUCCAAACUAUGAAGAAAAAGUAAAGAUGUUUUUUGAAGAACAUUUACAUAUUGAUGAAGAGAUCCGUUACUGCCUCGCAGGAAGUGGAUACUUUGAUGUGAGGGAUCUCAAUGAUAUUUGGAUUAGAGUAUGGGUAAAGAAGGGAGGUUUGAUAGUCUUCCCUGCUGGAAUAUAUCAUCGCUUCACCGUGGACUCGGACAACUAUAUGAAGGCAAUGCGUCUUUUCGUGGGUGGACCAGUGUGGACUGCUUAUAAUCGCCCACAUGACCAUCUUCCUGCAAGGUACAAUGAUGUCUUGUUCUCCCAUAUUGUCACGACAAAGCUUACUAGAUCUGUAGUUAUAUAUCUAAGCAAAGAGGCGACAAAAGUGUUUAUGUAUAUUCAAACGGCUAUUUUAUAGGAAAGCGUAUAUGAAAAAAUUCUUGAAGGUGAUUGGGGACCGUAACAUAGACGCUUCAGCGUAAAGAACUCUCGGGGAUCAGAUUUCUAUAAGCUAAACAUAUGUUUAGAUGUUGUCUUUAAUUAUGCUUUAUUAUGUUUACAACAUGGAAACCGAAGACAUUUUGGUUCAUGUGUCUUUUGGCAUUAUUGUUGUGAUUGUAAUGUAAAGAAGAAGGAAAAUGACAAUAUAUGAAAGCAAGAAAAUAUAUAAAACUAUCGGUCACUAUUAGUCUCAACCUACUGGUGUCUAUGCAUAAUACAUGAUAUACAUCCGUUACUGUAAAUAAAUAAAAUGAUUAUUUGAAUUGAAC
Arabidopsis thaliana (thale cress) is the source of this 1093-nucleotide messenger RNA. It is a transcript of the gene ARD3, whose product is annotated as acireductone dioxygenase 3. The coding region runs from base 43 to 741 and encodes 232 amino acids. Gene Ontology annotation, biological process: L-methionine cycle. Lineage: Eukaryota; Viridiplantae; Streptophyta; Magnoliopsida; Brassicales; Brassicaceae. Gene Ontology annotation, molecular function: iron ion binding; acireductone dioxygenase (Ni2+-requiring) activity; acireductone dioxygenase [iron(II)-requiring] activity. The record is from RefSeq and is marked reviewed. Gene Ontology annotation, cellular component: cytoplasm; nucleus. The transcript has 6 exons.